AUGUGCAUGCGUAAGUUUAUCCACCGCCUUUCCUGCGAAAACCAUCCACUCUCCACCACCGUCUUCGAGGGACGGGCGCACGAGCUCAUCGUCAACGUCUUCGCGGAGCCUACCCCCUGUUACAGGCCGGCCUGUCUCGCCGAUCCGAAGGCGCAGCCCUUGUCGGUCAGGGAGAAGUGCCCCUACCACGCCUGCUGCCGCAUCUCGUUCGUCGACCUUCGCUGUCCCAAGAAGUGCUGCUCCGAGCAAAACGAGAAGAAGGGGAGGCUGGAGGGUGGCGUCUUGGGCCUGGUAAGUGGCCCCUCAUACAAGAACAACGUGUUCGAGUGCAAGCACUUUGCCUGUUUCCAUAUUUACGUCUUCGAUUUCACUAGGUCCGUCGGGGACGCGACCAAGUGGCGGGAUGUGAGGUAUCCCUAUCCUGACCUGUUGCGGGAGGAUGCCGUGGAGGCUCCGGAGGAGUCUGCUCUGUUUCGAGACGUGAGGUUGAACUUGUUCCGCGCUGGGCAGAGGCUCUUGAUUGCUAAGGAAGCCCACGACAAAGCCCAGAGGGAUUGGGACUCGGCGAGGGCGCGGAAAGAUGCCCUCAAGGAGCUGGUGGACGCCAUCGAGGAGCGUUUCCGGCUCUCCAGAUCCAACGGCCGUGCAGCCCAGGCAAAUUAUGACGACUGGAAUGAGAUGGCAGCUUUGCUGGAAGACCAAGGCUCUGGGCGCCUGAGCCGCCUCUUUCGGGCUUUGAUAAGUGAUAAUUUAGUCGAAACAUUCACCUGA
Molecule: messenger RNA, 771 nt
Organism: Phialemonium atrogriseum
Lineage: Eukaryota; Fungi; Ascomycota; Sordariomycetes; Cephalothecales; Cephalothecaceae
Exons: 2
Coding region: 1-771 (256 amino acids)
Source: RefSeq, a predicted model, not a curated record